Bactrocera tryoni is the source of this 6543-nucleotide messenger RNA. RefSeq lists its product as uncharacterized. The transcript is spliced from 10 exons. Gene Ontology annotation, cellular component: neuron projection membrane. Gene Ontology annotation, biological process: synapse organization. Lineage: Eukaryota; Metazoa; Arthropoda; Insecta; Diptera; Tephritidae. The record is from RefSeq and is a predicted model, not a curated record. Bases 2145 to 5288 code for a protein of 1047 amino acids.
CAUUGUCGUUCAACUUGUCGGCGGUUCCGUUGAUGGACAACGACGACACUUUUGUUAGUGGCAACAGUGGUGGCGGCGGCGGCGGCGGCGACAAUGCCAGCGCCUGAUUUCGCUACUGCCAUUGUGUCAGUGCGGUUUUGCUUGCGGAUGCCGAUUAACGACCGGCAACGACCCAACAACCGACGCAACAGCAGCGGCGAUCUCGCUAGUUCAGUGUUGGCAUUCAGAACGUACGGAUGUCCUGACGCGUAGCGAAGCACGUUGAAAUGUACCGUUAUACGCGCACCGAAAUCGGAACGCGUGAGUGUGUGUGAAAGCAAAAGUUUUUACCAAAAACAAAUGAAAAAUUUAUAAGUGCGUGUGCCAGCAUGCAGAACGCGUGAAGUUUUGCAUGCGUCGCUCCAACACACACACACACGUGCGAAAGUCGCCAUUUCGCAGACGGAUGUGCAAUAAAAAACGCGCGAUUUUGGUGCGUGAUGGAUUGGCGUCGUGUGACUGUGCCAUUUUGUGUGUGAAGUCCGUGCCGGAUAAGUGAUAUGAAGUGCAGAAAGCAACAAAAAGAAAGUGAAAACAAAAACAAACAUAAGUGAAAAAGCAGUUGAAAGCAAUGAAAAUAUUUGUAAUAGGAAAAAAUUGCAAAGCGGAAGCAAAAUCAUAAAUUCACACGUGAAUGAGUGAGAAAAUUGUGACGAUUUAAUACCACUGCUGUUCGGAGGAUACUUUGCGGGCGCUCAGUCACACACACACACGCACAUAAUGCACGUUGAAGUGCUGACAAGUGUUCGUUAAUAAAAUAUGCCGAUUUAAAUUUAAAUGAAUACAUAAAAAAGUUGCGAAAAAUAAACUUUUCCACUUUUCUUUAUAUGCCGUGGUAUUUUACAGCAAAAAAAAAAAUAUGAACAACAACAACAUAAGCAAAUAUAACAGCAGAAAAAGCGCGUGUAAUUUGUAGUGAAAAGUUGGCAACAAGCGGAAAUCGCUGCUGAAGUGCGAACAAAUGUGGCACACGCCUUCCUGCAUAUCCCAAAACAAAUACGAAAAGUAAUAAUGAAUGCAUGCGGCGGCAAUAAAAAGAUGGAGGAGCGGGGAAUCCGUAUUAACGUUAAGUCGCACACACGAAGUGCUUUCGUCUAAAAAACGGUAAAAGCAACAAAUUUGCUGAAAGUGCGUCUUAAGCGGAGAGCGAAGCUUCCAUGUCCGUUUACUUAUGUGCAACACUGUUAAAAGCAUAUUAAGACAAAAAAGUGCAAGAAAACAUACAAAAAGUUAAGCGCUCACUGACUGACUAACUGAUAAAUACAAGAAAGCAACACACACCUACACAUUGCAUACAAUACAUUAAGCGCCGGGGCGUAUACGUAACCCCUCCAUACAAAGCAAAUAAAUGGAAUAAAAGCACUGUGCAGCGAAGCGAAGUCAAGUGCAUGUAAUGAUAUAAAGAAGCAAGAACAGUAAAUGGAAGGGAAACAACAAAAGAAAACUUUAAAAAUAAAACAAAAACAACAAUGAAUAAAUGCAAUAAAACUAGUGUGUGUCAGUAAAUUAUUGACGAUUCGCAAGUGUGAAGUGAAGUGUGGGGAAGCGAAGGGGAAGAGUAAUGGAAAAGAAACGCAGUGGAAUACAGAAAAAAAGAAAUUAAAGAAAACUUGCAAAAAAUUAAACUUAGAAAGUAAAUAAAAUACAAAUAAUGAAGUUUACGAGCAGCCGGCGGCAGCAAAAAGCUGCAAAGGUGGAGCAAAGUGAAAGCCAGAGUGGGAAGGAGAAGAAAAAAAUUAGUAAUUGAUAAACAUUUGUUGUUCUAAUGCAAUGCAGCAGGCGGUGAAAAGUUAAAUAAAGUGCGGACGUGAAAGAAAACAGUAAGAAAAAACAAACAAAAAAAAAUAAAGUAAAAAUUAAUAAAAAAGCUUCUGGCAACUAUUUGCUAGAAAAGACGUGGCAAGUGCAGCAAAAUGGCACAAGAGAGGCAGCAAAUUAAAUAUCAAUAGUGUUAUUGUGGCAAACAAAGCAUUACUGGAGGUAACUACGAGGUGUAAUGUAGGUGGUUGCGACUGCAAGAGCCAAAAGUGAGACGGACAGAAAAAAAUCCAACACAUGCACCACGAAAGGUGAAGAAGCGAACAUUUCAAAUUACUAUCCGUGCAAUGUUGCUACAGGCGGGGCCGGCCAUGGUGCCCGCGACGCCAAACAGCGAUAAAAUGUGUUGUUGUAGCGAAAACAACAAUCACCACAACCCUGCCGAAGAAGGCUCAACACGGAAACCCCACUUUACUUGCGCCACUUGCCACCAACUGCGGGCCAGCAGCGUUGAAAAGAAUACAUGUAGCAUACUCUUAGGCGCUAUGUCUGAUGGUGGCGCCAAACCCGCGUUAGUACGACACUUACGGCGUUGGCAAGCGUGUCGUCGACGUAGGCGACGCAGAAAGGGAGGCGGAGCAAUGAGAAAUGCAUACAAGAACAACAACAACAAUGGCAUACAACGUUGUAAUAAGCAAGCGCGGAUGGCACGAACAGCACGUGCAAUGCAUGCAACAACUACACGCGGUGCUAUUGAAAAGCGAAAAUUAAGAAAACGCAUAAUCAGUAGCAUGGCUACAAGCAAUUGCAGGAGCUCAGCAAUGGCGGCGCGCUUGUUGCUUGCGGAUUACAACGACAGCGCUGUGUUGCCAGCGCGUAACAGUAAUUGCCUGCGAGCAAGAACAAUAACAAGCGCAGUAGCGGCUGCCAGUAUGGCACUGGAAAGCAGCGCAGCACCAAAAGCGCUAUUGGGCUUGCGUAGAGCAAGAGCAACAGCAACAACAACAACAGUAAUAAGGCCGUUGUCGAAAUUGGUGAAAUGUGAGCGCCCGAUAAAAGUGCACAAACUAGCAACAACGACGGCUGUACGACAGCCAACACCGUUAGCAUGCCUGCAUCAACAACAACAACUAGAGCUCCAAACUGGGUUGCAAGUUGACAGCGCACAAAUACUGCGUGUCCGUAGCCGCGGCAAACCCGCUGGUGUACCGUUAGAACAACAGCUUAUCACACGUGAGUUCCGAAAUAAGCAGCUGCCACAACAACAGCAACAACAACACUGCCUUCAACUAACAACAACUGCUGCGGCACUACAGCGACCAGCUGCCAAAGCAAACUACUUGCAACAUCGAAGUUGGCGAAAUUUAAUUGGAUGUGUGGCAAGCACAUGUCCAACAACAACAGCUACCGUAAUAAAUACGAUCACUGCAGCAGCAGCAACAAACGUUAUUGCAUCAGCGCCAGCAACAGCAAUAACAACCACAAAAAGUGAACCCAAUUGCAACGCGCAUUGUUCGGUUGUCUCCGUUGUAGCCACAAAAAUGUCAACUACUCGUGCGCUGUCUGCCAAGCAAGACGAUGCGAAAGCAACAACAACAAAAUCCGUGUGUGUAGAAACGAGAAAAAAUAUAUCAGCGCAGCAGCCUCAUGUUGUGUCGUGUGUCAUUGUGCGUAAAUCCAAGUGUCGAAGUACAAUCGCGUUGACAAGCGCAUUAACAGUGAUGGUGAAAACAGCAGCAGCAGCAUCAGCAAGAAAAGCGAAAAAAGCAAUUCAACCAGCAAAAUCGACAAAGCGCGAUAAACCAACACAAAUAAAAUUAGUUAGAAGCAGAGCAACGACAACAACAACAGCAACGCUGUUUGGUAAUAUUUUCACAAUACUUGUCGGUCUGCUAACGCUACAUGCCACUGUGCUGCGCUGUCUCCUCUUCACCGCACUGACGGCGGCAACUGCUACGGUGACGGCCGCGCCGUUUGUGGCGCAAAACUCAUUGCUCUUGCUGUCACAACAAAGGCUGGGGCAACACUCGCUCAACAACAACAACAACAGCGCGAGUAGUGGUAGCAGCAGUAGUAGCACCUUUCCUUCGACUUCAGCGCAUAAUUACAAUCACCGACACACAAUGCUGCCCGCCACGCUCGCGUCUCCCGCAACGCUGCCACCGCCAUUGGCAUCGCCACCAAUACAUACCAACCGUAUGAUGGAUAUUGAGGUGUUGAACGGCAGCAGUUACUCCGACACCUUGAAGAGUCUCUCUUCCACCAUCGAGGAUACGGAGGCGGCGCAGGGUGACGCAAAUCAGCUGCCAAUCUUUGACUUUGGCUUGCCGCGUAAUAUAACGGCACGUACCGGUCAAGCGGAAGCUGCAAUUAAAUGUCGAGUCGAGCGAUUGGACGAUAAGUCGGUCUCGUGGAUACGUAAACGUGAUUUGCAUAUACUGACCGUAGCCACGGCGACGUACACAUCGGAUAAACGCUUUCAGGUGACUUCGUCGAAAGAUGGACGCGAAUGGACGCUGCAUGUGAAAUCGCCGCAGGCUCGUGACACCGGCAUCUAUGAAUGUCAAGUGAAUACCGAACCAAAAAUGUCCAUGGCAUUUCAAUUGAAUAUCAUUGAGAUACCCGCCGAUUCGCGCGCCAUCAUCAGCGGCCCGGCCGAUCUGCAUUUCAAAGUCGGCAGCGCAAUCAUACUCAGCUGUCAUGUGCAGCAGCCGAGCGUUCGUGAUAUUGGACCGAUUUAUUGGUAUCGCGGCGAGCAUAUAAUUACGCCAUUCGAGCUGGACGAAGAUGAAGAGAGCAACAGCGCCACUGGCAACAACAACAAUAAGAACAAACAUAGUCAUGGCAACGUUGGCGGUGACAUGUCUACGCCACCACUGACGGGCAAUGAGCUGGCUGCUGAUGUGACAGCGCCGAUAACAAAUGCCAAGGCAUUGACUGCUGCUGCUGCUGGUGCCUCGAGCGCAAUGGCGGUCACAGCGCUGCACGAUGGCUUAAGCAACGACAUAACGCCGGACUUCACGGCGCGCAUCGCCAUGGAAUCACAGUUGGGCGACACAAUGAAAUCAAGGUUGCGCAUCUCGAAUGCACAGACAACGGAUACAGGGAAUUACACUUGUCAGCCGACAACGGCGAGCAGUGCCAGCGUCAUGGUGCACGUGAUUAAUGAUGAAAAUCCGGCAGCCAUGCAAAAAAGCAGCGCCAGCUCGAUGCGCGUAAUAACAACAACAAGAACAAGCUUGGAAGCGCGACUGCCGCUACUGUUACUAGCAGCAAUAACAACAAUAAUAAUAGAAACACUAAUGACAAGGGCGAGCGUAAUAACGCGAACAACAGAAGCAACAAUGGCAAUAAUAGCAACAACAACGUUGCUGGUAACCUACUUAGCUGGAGUAUGUCCACUACAGGAACAACUACAGGGCACGAGUCAGGAAGCGCAGAAAGUGAAUUGGCUACGCCAACAACAACAACAAAAGCAACAAAAGCUUUAGCGAUUGUGUUAGCAGCAGGCAUAGCAAAUAUUCUGCACAUCCUUUGGCAGUUGCUUAAAUAUAUCGAACAAAGAAUUUGUCUCAAAUUUUAUAUUUCUAACCAAGUUUCUUGUACGGAAACUUUGCGAAUGUUGGAAAAGACGAUGAAUCAGUUUUAUCAAAAACACACAUCUACGAGAGGUACAAAGCCUUCAAAGACGGCCGAGAGAUCGUUGAAGACAUGCCUCGUUCUGGACGACCUUCGACCACUUCAGCUGAUGGAAAUAUUAAGAAAGUAAAGGAUAUGUUGCUUGAAAAUCGUCAAGUACGUGUUAGAGAAUUGGCAAGAGAGCUGGACAUCUCCAUCCCCAGUCCGUCCGAAUUAUUUUGGUGACUAUUUUGAUUAUGAAACGCGUACUUGCUAGACUCGUCCCGAUAAAGCUAAAUAUUUUUCAAAAAGAGUACCGGAAACAGUACUCUUUGGACAUGCUUGAUCAUGCGAAUUCCGAUCCCAUGCCGAUGAGACAUGGGUUAAUGAGUUUGCCAAGCAAAGAAGUCAACAAUCAUCGGGAAUGGAACCUGUUUUCUGUUGAUUGAAGAGAUAAAACAAAAUUCGCUGAAGGAGCUGAAAGCCAUCCCAAAAAGUGGUUAUGGAAAGUGUUUCGGUUACUGGAAAAAUUAUUGGCAUAAGCGUAUUACAUCUGCAGGAGAUUAUCUGAGGGUGACAAAGUAAAUAUUGAUGAAUAAUUAAAUAAUUUUCAUUUGAUUUACCAUUUCCGGCUACUUUUUUGUCAGAAUGUAUAUAGCAUAAAACAAAUGGUAACAUCUUUUCAUAUAAUAUUUUCUAACUUACCUUUUUAUUUAUUUAUUUUUUCAAUAAAUCCACAUAUUUAUGUAUGUAUGUGUAACUCUGUAUAACUUUACUUUACAUGUUUCAUAUUUAUUUUAUUAUUAAUUUUUUUUUUCAUAAACUUACUAGCAACACUGUAAUCAAAUUUUAAAUUUAUUUAAACAUUUUCUUCUAUUUAUUGCUUGUAAAGUUCUCAUUUCAGUCAGUGCGAAGGUUUUCAAAGUACACGUGUUGUGUUGAAAUGGAUUUUUGCUGGAAGCGAAGAAGGUUUUUGGUGAACGUGAUAGAAUUAAUAAUUUACCAGUACUACAGUUUCCACAGCGUGAAAAUAACUCUAAGACGAUUUGGUCGUAAAGCGUUGCAUUCGAAAAUGAUCUAGCAAUACUGCCAAUAUGCUGAAAGUGUCUGAAAAAUUAAAUUAUCUUU